Messenger RNA from Porites lobata, 2179 nucleotides. Lineage: Eukaryota; Metazoa; Cnidaria; Anthozoa; Scleractinia; Poritidae. The record is from the annotation of a GenBank genome assembly.
AUGAGAGAAUUACCAGCUUUGGAAGGUGAUUAUGAUGAACCUACAACAUCUAGACCAAGAUCACCUACACGUUAUAACAUUGAAAAAAAUUUUGAUAAAGUUGAUUUAGAAUUAUUAGAAAUUAUGGGAUAUCGAAGACCAAAUAAUUUUUUUGGUACUGAUAUUGAUAGACUUGAAGAAAUACAUAAAGAAGUAAAAAAUAGUGUAAAAACUUUAACAGGAGAAUUAGCUGGAUUGAAUAGAAAAAAACAUAAAACAGAAAUAGAUAAAGCAGAAAUAGAUAAUGUUAAAAUGCAAAAAGAUACUCUUCAUAAAUAUAAAAACAUUCUUAAACUUUAUUUAGAUUCACUUGAGUAUAAAAUGGGAGAAGGAAUGAUUUACUUUAACAACCCACAUCAACUUCUAAACAGACUUGACUUACUCGGUGGUUCAAUUCUUGCUGGUAAUAAUGGUGUGAUACCUGAGUUUUCUCAAAUAGCACAUCUUCUCAACCAAAUGAAAGUAAUUACAAAAAAACAACUUAAUGAUUUACUAAAAAAUUAUAUAGUUAUUAAAUAAAAUGGAAGAACGAGCUAUUCACAUUUCUUCAAUAAACAGAGAAAAAAGAGGAACAAGCAAACCUGGUGAUUUUACUAUUAAGUUUAAUCCAUCUUUAAAACUCGAUCCUGAUAAAACCCACCAACUUGCUCUUGAUCGGCUGUCCAUGACUUACUCUUGGUACAACAUUAGAAGUGAUUAUGGAAACAAUAAAAUCAAAUACACUCACGAUGGAACCAACUGGCAAACAAUUACUUUUACAGAUGGAAUGUAUUCGUACUCAGAUAUUAAUGAUUACAUUCAUCAAUAUAUGUCUCAAAAGUCUCAUCACACAACAGAUUCGGGUGGAAAGAAAACUUAUUCAAUUAAUCUAACUUUUAUACUAUCUACCUAUCGAGUUCUCAUAUCACUUGAUGGUGUUUAUCAACUUGAUUUGAGAGGAACAGAAUUUGGAGACCUGAUUGGAUUUGAAAAGAAACUUAUUACAAAAACAGAGUAUGGAUCAAAACUACCAAAUAUCACAAAUUCGAUUGAUGUGUUAAAUAUCAACACAAGCGCAAUAACUGAUAGCAUUGUAAAUGGAAUAAAUACAAAUACCAUUGCUGUGAUACCAACUGAUAAUCUUACAAGGUCUUUUCCAUUUACAUUUGAACCUAAAAGACCAUUGUAUUGCCCUUUAUCAUCAUUUUACAUUGAUGAAAUGAGAAUCUAUGUGACGGACUCACUUGAAAGACCAGUAAAUUUUAAUGGUAUUGAUUGGUUUAUGACUUUAAUACUCCAUUCAAUGUAAUAUAAUAAGGGAACCUUCGGUUCCCCUAACACCCCUCCCUCUAAAGAAUAUAAACAUUAGAUAAAAAUGAGUCGACAAUCAGAGUUUAAAAUGAAACUUGACCCUGAAUUGGGGAGAUAUACAAGACAACAUAUUUAUGGUGAAGGAAUGAUGGAUGUGUUUAAAUCAGUUGGUUCAAAAUUAUUUGGAAAAACAGUCAAAUCAGCUGUUAAAAAAGGAGCUUAAAAAGCAGUGACAGCAGCUGCAACAAAAACUGGUGAACAUGUUGGUAAAAAGGCUGGUGAUAAGAUAGUGCAAAUGUUAUCAAAAGGCACUCCCUCCCAAAAACCCCCUGCUAAAAAAGUUAAUUUUAAUAAAAAUGUUGAAACAAUAACUCAACAAGAGAUAGAUCAAAUGUUGAAUAACCUUCUUAGUGGAGGUUCAACACGUAAGAGAAAAUUAUAUAAUUAUUAAAAUAAAAUGAAGUCUUUUAGAAAUCCAAAAUAUUUAGACAGAUAUGAGGAUGUUGUUUUUGACCUGGAACAGACUCUAGAUGCUGCUCCAGCAAAUAACGCGCACCAAACUAAAACAGGUCUUAGAUUUGUUGCUGAUAAUACAGGAGAAUCCACUCCUUUUGAUUGGUAUAACGCACGAUUAUCAAUGGAUUUUAAAGUAAAUAAACUGGCAGAUGGGGGAAAUAUUGCUGUUGCUGACCAUAACGGAAUUGUAAAUGGUAGUAACUCCUUUAUAGAAAAAUUAAGUAUCCUAGCAAAUGGACGAGAAGUUUAUAGUUGUAAUUAUGCGAAUCAUGUUGUAAAUAUUAAAAAUUUGCUUGAGUAUAAUCCUUCAUAUGCACAGAGUGUUGCUACAAAC